This is a messenger RNA of Uncinocarpus reesii 1704, 1473 nucleotides long. RefSeq names its product ammonium transporter MEP2. NCBI's taxonomy places the organism in Eukaryota, Fungi, Ascomycota, Eurotiomycetes, Onygenales, Onygenaceae. The record is from RefSeq and is a predicted model, not a curated record. Bases 1 to 1473 code for a protein of 490 amino acids. The transcript is spliced from 6 exons. Gene Ontology annotation, cellular component: plasma membrane. Gene Ontology annotation, molecular function: ammonium channel activity. Gene Ontology annotation, biological process: ammonium transmembrane transport.
AUGGCAGAAACGUUAGACUUGAAUGCCUUGAAUUAUACUGUGCUAAUUCCCUAUAAUGGAACCACCGCUACGGGAGGUGACUCGUUAGAGAUCGACCUGAAUGUUUUUUAUAACGCCGGUGAUAUCGCGUGGAUGAUCACAUGCACGGCCUUGGUGCUGCUUAUGAUCCCAGGCGUAGGCUUUUUCUACUCUGGACUUGCUCGAAGGAAAUCCGCUCUAUCUUUGAUAUGGCUGUCGGUGAUGUCUCUUGGGGUCGUCUCCAUCCAGUGGUUUUUCUGGGGCUACUCCCUUGCAUUUUCGCAUUCAGCAGGAACAUAUAUCGGAAACCUCCAAAACCUCGGCUUUAAAGGCGUUCUCGCCCAGCCAUCUGUGGGAAGCACAAAGAUUCCCGACUUAAUGUUUGCCCUUUACCAAGGAAUGUUUGCUUCCAUCACAGUUGCUUUGGCAGUGGGAGCUGUGGCUGAACGUGGUCGAAUGGCACCAUGUAUCGUUUUUAUGUUUAUUUGGACGACAAUUAUCUAUGACCCACUCGCUUGCUGGACGUGGAAUGCCUCUGGCUGGGUAUACAAAAUGGGUGCUCUCGACUUCGCUGGCGGAACACCGGUACAUAUCGCCUCCGGCGCUACUGCGUUAGCUUAUUCUCUUAUGCUGGGAAAGCGACGAGGCCACGAUGCCCGUGAAUUCAGCUAUCGUCCCCAUAACGUUACCCAUGUUGUAAUCGGAACGGUGUUCUUAUGGUUUGGGUGGUUUGGUUUCAAUUGUGGCUCCGCAUUCAGUGCAAACCUUCGAGCAGUUAUGGCCGGCGUGGUGACAAAUCUGGCUGCUGCUGCUGGCGGUGUGACCUGGUGCCUUUUGGACUAUCGCUUGAAUCGAAAGUUCUCCGCGGUGGGCUUCUCCUCUGGGGUGAUAUCCGGCCUCGUAGCUAUUACUCCUGCCUCGGGUUAUGUCCCACCUUGGUCAGCAGUGAUUUUUGGCGUGAUCGGAGCCACUGCAUGCAAUCACGCUACGAAGUUGAAAUACCUGAUGCAGAUUGACGAUGCCUUGGAUAUUUUUGCCGUUCAUGGCAUUGGGGGUAUCGUCGGGAAUUUGCUUACGGGCCUCUUUGCAGCUGAUUAUAUCGCAAGGCUCGACGGUGCCACUCAUAUUGAUGGAGGUUGGCUCAAUCAAAAUUAUAUCCAGCUCGCCUACCAACUUGCAGACUCCGCAAGCGGCGCUGCCUAUUCAUUCUUCGGGAGCUGUAUUAUUCUAUUCCUUAUCAAUCUAAUCCCUGGAUUGCAACUCCGAACCAGUGAGAACGAUGAAACCUUAGGUGUCGACGAUGUGGAGAUUGGAGAAUUUGCUUACGACUACGUGGAAAUCACUCGAGACGUCGGAAGCGAGCUCGAGACCGAUAUUUCCGAACCCAAAUCUGACAUUGACUCUGUUGGUCGGCAGAAGUAUAUUAGUACCGCAUCAAACACGAAUGAGAAGUAA